Coregonus sp. 'balchen' is the source of this 4190-nucleotide messenger RNA. Lineage: Eukaryota; Metazoa; Chordata; Actinopteri; Salmoniformes; Salmonidae. The record is from the annotation of a GenBank genome assembly.
AUGUUCCAAGACCAGCUGGCGGAGAAGGUCCGGCCUUUCAUAUACUUAAUAGAUGAAUUGAGAUCCAUAGGGAUAGAUAAGGAGAUGCCACUGCCAACCAUUGCUGUGGUGGGAGACCAGAGUUCAGGAAAGAGCUCUGUGCUUGAGACCCUUUCUGGGGUGGCGCUGCCCAGAGGGACUGGUGAGAUUCUGUAUUGUUUCCUGAAUAUACAAAAAAACAAUUGAAAUCUAUAUUAGCAUUUUAAAUGUCAUGCCCAAAUCACCCAAAGUCUCUGAAAGUGGUUGUUUAACUUAGACUUAAUUUGGGCAUUGACUAGUUUUUGGUUUGAAAAUGCUGAAGUUGGCGAUUUAGGACACUGGCAAGGUAAACAACCCUGAAGCAGGUUUUCACACUAUCCUUGUCCAUAGACAAGGUCAGGAAAUAUAUACAGUACAAUAGGACCACAGAGACAAGGACAUUGCUGAAAUGUUUAGAAUAUUCAAAUUAACUUGAUAACCGCAGCAAACCUGUUAAAUGCGUAUUUACUGUACAUGAGUUUUCUAACCAUUUAGUGACACUGUAAAUGUCUGACAUGCUUUUAGAUCAUUGAUUGUUCUGUUAUACAGUUUAAUGAUCUGUCAUUGGUACUUCCUUGUUUACAGGUAUUGUCACCAGGUGCCCACUGCUACUUAAACUGUGUAAUGACAGGUCAGUGAAAUGGGAGGCUGUCAUCUCAUACGGAGGCAAAUGCAGAUUUGAAUUUGACGAACCCUCAGAAGUCAUGAGACACGUUGAACAAGGUCAGAUGGGAACGAACAUACACACACACACGCACACACACGCAGACACGCACACACAUUAUUUUAUACUGUAUAUUAACCAGUGGAGGCUCCUCAGAGGAGGAAUGGGAGGACCAUUCUCCUCAGUGAAAUUCAGAAAAAUGUAAAUAGUGAAACAUUUAAAAAAGUUAUAUUUUUUAAAUAAAACUGUACUAAAUAUCACCAAAUAAUUGAUUAAAACCCACUGUUUUGCAAUGAAGGUCUACAUUAGCCUCAACAGCCUUCUGUAGGGUAGCACCAUGGUGUAGCCGGAGGACAUUUAGUUUCCGUCCUCCUCUGGGUACAUUGACUUCAAUACAAAACCUAGGGGGCUCAUGGUUCUCAUCCCCUUCCAUAGACUUACACAGCAAUUAUGACAACUUCUGGAGGAUGUCCUCCAACCUGUCAGAGCUCUUGCAACAUGAAAUGACAUGUUGUCCACCCAAUUAAAGGAUCAGAGAAUUAAUCUAGAACUGAAAGCAUAAGCUACAGCUAGCUAGCACUGCAAUACAUAAAAUGUGAUGAGUAUUUGACUCAAAGAGAGAAAAACAAUAGUUGAACAGUUUUCAACAAAUUAAUGUCUUCAAAAAUUAAGGAGAAGCAGGAGAGAGAGAGAGCUAUCUAUAUUUCAUUUUUACUUACUUAGCUAGCGAAUGCAGCUAGCUAGUUUAGCCUAGUCAAACACAAUGCUCAAACAGAGAGGGAUGCUAUGUUAGCUAGCUGGCUAUGGCAAUCCAACACAGGCACUCUUCCAAGUCAAGGUAAGCUUUUGUGUUUUAUUAGUUUUUAGCCACUGUCUCUGAAACACUGCCUGUGUCACUGCUAAACUGCUUGCUGCUGACUGAAAACUGUACUGCAUCAUUGUAGCAGCUGAUGUGUUGUGCCCCUAAGUCUACAAGCGAAGGGAAAAGGUGAGAGGAGGAGAGUGCGUAUAUGGGAGAAGGAAUUAGCUAUAGAAUGAUCAAAGGAAUCAUGCUGUUUGUAUUUUGCUGCUAUGAAAGUGAACUGUGAUUGCGUGUGAUCAGGGGUGUAUUCAUUCCACCAAUUAUGUUGAAAAAAUGUUUCUUAAACGGAAGCAAACGGAUUGAAAAAGGGACAAACAUACCUGAAUUUGUCCAAUAGAAACUCUCGUUUGCAACAGUUGGACUAAUGAUUACACCCUAGAUCAGUUAGAUGCAGGCAAGAGUGUGCAAGGCGGUAUUGAAUGUGUCAAUGUCUGUCACCUUGAUUACAAAAACGUCUCUCGACUUAUGUUGUAAACUUUCAUUUGUAGGCUAGGUUGUAGCAACCUCACGAUGGGUAUAGGGAAACUUAGAGUAUGAUAUAGUAGCCUAAACUUAUCGAUGUGACAUUGAGCUGGGUGAAUGGAAUACGUAUGUCAGUCAUCCAAUAUGCUGUAAUAGAAAAAAUGUCACCCCUGAUUCUAAAAAGAAAAUUUCUCCCUUAUUUUAAAUGGCCCCGACCGCCACUGACAUUGACAUAUCUAUUCUUAUUUUUGGUGGAAAAGUUGAUACGGUAUUUACCAUAGACAACUACAGAAUACGUAAUAUAUUAUAAUAAUAAGAGUUCAGUUGGGGUAUAAAUCAGACAGACAUACAAAAUAAUAAACACAUCUGUUUUUUCAUCAAUAUUGUAAUUGAUUUAACAGCUCAGAACACGUUAGCUGGAAAGGGAGUGGGGAUAUGUGAAGACCUGAUCACUCUACAGAUCACAUCCUCCACGGUGUGUGACCUCAGUCUGAUUGACCUACCUGGGAUCACCAGGGUAGCUGUGAAAGGACAACCAGAUGACAUUGGAGCCCAAGUAAGUCUAACGUUAAGAGUGUAUAGCUUUUGGACUUUUGUCCAGUACAUUGCUUGGUUAUCUCAUGGCUAUUGGUUCUCAUCUCAUGAUACACUAAUGAUGAAUUGUUUUAGCCGGGUGUACGGAAUUUUUACCAUAAUUGCUAGAAAGGUAGCUAUGAUGGUUAAAGCUGGUGAAAGGUACUUUGAAUGUGUUGGCUUUGAAGAAGGUUAAGCUUCAGAACCAUGAAAAACAGAGUGCCCCACACAGGGCUAUAUCACGGUAACAAGCGGUCGGCUACCCUCUUGUGGAUUAAUCAAAUAACUCGGUCAAAGGCUUGCAUCCUGACUGUCUGUCACAUUCGUCUUCCUUUUUUGCUAGAUCAACAAUCUCAUUACAAAAUACAUCAAGAAUAAGAGAACCAUUAUUUUGGUGGUGGUACCAUGUAAUGUUGACAUAGCAACAACAGAGGCCCUGAAAAUGGCACAAGAAGUGGAUCCUGAAGGCACAAGAACUCUGGGUAAAGAAAUGAUAUAGAUACAUGUAUUUUUUAUAGGGUUUAUGUAUUAGCAGUUAUCAUCAUGCUUUUCAUUUGCCUUCAAGCCAUUCUGACAAAGCCAGACCUGAUAGACCCGGGAGCAGAGAAGAAUGUGUUGGAAAUUGUCCACAAUGAAAUCAUCGUUCUCAAUAUGGGCUAUGUCAUUGUGAAAUGUCGUGGUCAGAAGCAAAUUGAUGAAAACAUGUCCAUAACUCGUGCGAUUGAGGAUGAGUUGGAAUUCUUCCAAAAUCAUGAACACUUCAGGUAAAAUGUGUUCUUGCCAUGUGUUAAGUGAACUAGCAUCUUUGUUUUUGAUGGCUUCACAUCUGAAAAUGUUCAGGGCCACAAACUGUGUGUUUCAGGAUUUUAUGAAAAAAUUAUAUUUUCCCACAUAUCCACUGAGAGUGGUUCCAUAUAGUAUUGAUGAAUGGUAUUUUCUUAUGAGUCCCAGGCCUUUUUAUUGCUCACUCACCUCCCUUCUCUUACAUUUCUACAUAUAGUACUUUUUAACAUUCAAAAUCAAAUAGCUAAAUGAUCCUUGGUGUGAUCAUCUUUAAACAAUUCCACAUGUUAACUUAGCUCAUGCACAUAUCUCUAGCUUAAACAGACAGAUUUUGAUGGGGAUUCUUUUAUUAUGUUAAUUAGAUUUACAUUGGGGCGUGACCAUUGUAGGCCAAGGGGUUAACUGACAUUUGUAUUUGACAUUUCUUAUACCAUUUUCGGGAUGAAAUACUGUUUUUGUUAAAUUUCUCUUCCUUUUAAUGUAUAGAUCCCUCUUGUGUCAGGAGAAGGCAACCACCAAGUGCCUAGCCACUAAGCUCAGCAAUGCCCUGGUCAAACAGAUCAAGGUUAGUCCAACCACAUACCCUAUGAUUAUCUGUUUCCAGUGCACACUGGAAAACAUGUGGUCUGGUACCAAUUAACUUGUUGUAUGUUUGCUCCUGGUCAGAAAUACCUGCCCCAGAUCUCAGAGAAGAUCAAGGAGCAGCUGGCGGAUGUAAAGAUUGCAUUGAGUAAAAUAGAGUGUGGGCCUCCUCUGGAACCUGAAGAGAAGAGAAAGUACCUCAUUCAG